Mercenaria mercenaria is the source of this 5166-nucleotide messenger RNA. Its product is annotated as multidrug resistance-associated protein 1-like. Gene Ontology annotation, molecular function: ATP binding; ATP hydrolysis activity; ABC-type transporter activity. The record is from RefSeq and is a predicted model, not a curated record. The transcript is spliced from 34 exons. Bases 109 to 4752 code for a protein of 1547 amino acids. Gene Ontology annotation, cellular component: membrane. Gene Ontology annotation, biological process: transmembrane transport. NCBI's taxonomy places the organism in Eukaryota, Metazoa, Mollusca, Bivalvia, Venerida, Veneridae.
AUUUCUUCGACCACUGUAAGACCCUCAUACAGCAUAUAAGUAACAGUGGUUCGAACAGCUGUAUGUAUAUAUUACAGCGCUAGCAAGUAUUCACGUUACUGUGAUAAAAUGGAUUCAAUGUUCUAUGAAUUUUGUGGAAAUUUGUCGUUUCUGAAUAAAACCAUUCUACUGCAAGAUCAGCCGAUACUCACUUCCUGUUUCUUGGACACACUUCCGGUCUGGAUCACAUGCGGUUUUCUUUGGAUUGCAUCGCCUCCUUUCGUCGUGUUUAUGCUGAAAUGUUGUGGAAAACCUCUGCCAUUCUCUCACAUUCAUGUCGUCAAAAUUGCAGUGUGUAUCACUCUGAUAUGUUUAGAGGAGCUACAUUUUUUAUUUCGGCUUAUGUAUGGACCUAUGUGUGAAGGGCUGCAGACUUUGCCUUUGUCCGCCAUGGUUGCUAUGGGUGUCAGGACUGGAACAUUGUUACUGGCGACCCUUCUGAUCGAGGUACAAAAGCGUCAUGGAAUAAGAACUUCCGGUGUACUGUUUGCUUUCUGGUUCCUACUCAUCACGACGGAAUCGUUCAGAUUUUAUUCAUAUCUAAUUUCACAGCUUUACUGCGUUACACAUGUGGUAUUCUACAUUUAUUAUGCCUUUGUCGUCGUCCAGUUUAUAGUGCACUGUUUCUCUGACAAAGCCGGACUACUUCCUUCUGACAAGGUUCCAUGUCCGCAAGACCAUGCUUCCACUCUCAACCGGAUCACAUACACGUGGAUGACCAGUUUAGUGUAUUCUGUUUACAAGAAAACCUUUCAGCGUGAAACAAUGUGGAAUCAGACCUACAGUUUGCAGUCAUCACUGAUUGGUACACGGCUAGAGAUGAGGUGGAAAAGAGAAAUAGAAAAGAAGAGAGAAAGAACUGAGAGAAGAGAUAAUGUGAGCGUUAUUGUUGAGCCCGUUGGCGAUCUGUCGACAUCCUGCAACUCUGAGUGUACACCGUUAUUGUCACAGGGAGAAAGGCAAGAACAAAAGAAAAACACUAAAAGUGGUCGAGCAAAUCUGUUGAAGGUGGUGCUAUUGGAAAACUGGUUCGAGUUACUAGAGUUCCUUUUCUACAGCUGGUUUUCACUCAUCACGUACUGUUCUCUUCCGCUUAUACUCAGUUACUUAAUAGACUUCAUUGACGCAAAGGAUACAUCUACCUCACCGUUAUGGUUGGGUAUUAUUUACUGUCUUAUUGUGGUCAUUUCCAUGGAAACAAGUUCAAUAUUCUACAAUGCACAGUGUCACUAUGCAGCGUGCCUUGGACUCAAAAUCAAACACUCCUUAAUGUAUCUCAUAUACCAGAAGGCUCUGACUGUCUCCAAAGCCGAGAAUAAGAUAUCUGUAGGGGAUGUGGUGAACCAUAUGUCCGUGGAUUGUCAACGUAUACAGGACUCUGUGUUCUACUCGUACUACCUCCCGAACUGUAUUCUCUUCCUCACAAUUGCAUCUUACUUCUUGUAUGUCACUGUCGGUGGCCCAGCAACAAUUGGUGGCAUGUGUUUACUGUGUAUGAUCGUGCCCUUAAAUGUGGCUAUUGUACGCGCGCAGAAGACCAUCCAAGAAAACUUGUUGCAUAUAAAGGGAGUUCGUGUUCGACUUAUGAGUGAAAUUUUAUCUGGGAUAAAGGUUUUGAAAAUGUACGCAUGGGAGUACACUUUCAUUCAGAAGAUACAAGAUAUAAGGAAGAAGGAAAUAGAAUAUUUGAGAAAGAACGCAACCCUCAUGGCUAUCAGCACGUCCGUAGCUAACCAUAGCCAGUACAUGAUCCACUUAGUUUUGAUUGUGAUAUACGCUCUCACAUCGUCUGAUCGAUAUGUUAGUUCCACCAUUGUGUUUGUAUCAAUGUCUGUCCUCGUCAUCAUCAAAAGCCCUCUCACAAUUCUACCAACACUUCUCAACACGCUAGUUCAGGCAUAUGUAUCAUUAAAGAGAGUAGAAGAUUUUUUGUGUUGCUCUGAUGUGGACGAUGCUGAAAUUACCCUGUUAAAACCUGCAGGAACUUUGCAUCCAGAUUAUAGCGUGUAUGUUAGGGAUGGCACAUUUACCUGGGACAGCGAAGACGCGGACCAAUGCUUGUCAAGAAUUAAUCUGAAAGUUCGAGCUGGCCAGCUAAUUGCUGUGGUCGGAUACUGUGGCUCGGGAAAAUCUUCGUUGAUAUCCGCGAUUCUUGGCGAGAUGCGAAGAUUGGGUGGCUACACACAAAUAAAGGGUUCUGUCGCGUAUGUACCACAGGAAGCAUGGAUUCAGAACAUGACACUACGUGACAAUAUUCUGUUUGGAAGACAUUAUAACCAUAGCAAAUACUGGAAAGUGAUAGAAAAUUGCUCACUGAAAUCCGACCUGGAGAUGCUGGAUGGUGGAGAUAAAACUGAAAUUGGUGAAAAGGGUACAAACAUUAGCGGUGGACAAAAGCAGAGGAUCAGCGUGGCACGUGCUGUAUAUAGCAACGCUGAUAUUUACUUCCUUGACGACCCGUUGUCCGCUGUUGACGCUCAUGUAGGAAAGGAUUUAUUCAAGAACGUCAUAGGAAAUAGUGGGAUGCUUAAAAAUAAAACGAGAAUCCUUGUCACACAUACUAUCCACUGGUUACCUCUGGUCGACAACAUCAUUGUGAUGAAUGAAGGAAAAAUAUCGGAAUGUGGAACUUACGACGAGUUAAUGUUACACAAUGGACCGUUUGCCCAAUUCCUUCUACAAAACCUUCAGAACGAGGCUGCUGAAGACUGUGACGAUCCUGAAAUACAGUGGAUACGGGAGAAUAUGAUUGAGCAGAUCGAGUCUGUGACGUCAGAGGGAGCUGACGGAAACUCGUCCGAGGACACAGCGUCAAGGGUCAAAGGCAAAAGGCAAAAAAAGAAGAGAGACCGUAGAAGGAAUUUAUCGAGUAUGUCAAUGAGCAGAAUGCCAUCUACACAAAUUUCCAUGACAACACAAAACAUAAAACGCUUGACAACAGAAGAAGUCGUCCAAGAAGGAUCGGUGAAAUUGGAAGUUUUGGUUGAUUAUUUUAAAGCUAUGGGACUAUGGGUGGCUUUAAUAUCAGUACUUCUACUCGUGUUCUAUCACGUGCUGACGGUCUAUUCCAUGUUUUGGUUGACCUUUUGGACCGAGGACCCAUUCUUGAAAAACCGAAGCAAUGCUGUUCUGGAUGAAUAUGCAGACAAGUCAACAAAAUAUAUGAUCGUUUAUGUUCUGAUGUGCCUAAUACAAGGGGUGGCUGUAUUUGUUUCGUACUACCUGUCACUGAAUCGACUGAUCCAAGCGUCAUCAGUUCUCCAUUCUAAGAUGUUGAUGAGUGUCAUGAGGUCGCCUAUGUCUUUCUUUGACAGCGUUCCUAUUGGAAGAAUACUUAACAGGUUUUCAAGUGACAUAGAUACACUUGAUAAUAAGUUACCUGAGAGUUAUCGUGUAUGGAUCAAUAUGUUUCUUACAACGGUAUCUGCCAUAGUUGUCAUUGUUAUAAGCACGCCUAUCUUCAUUCUGGUCGUCCUGCCAACCGUCGCAAUCAUAAUCGGCUUGAUUUACUUUUAUUUGCCAACAACGCGAAAAAUGCGGCGGAUUGAAGCAGUAACAAGGUCCCCUAUAUAUAACUUCUUCAGUGAAACCUUGACUGGAUCGUCAGUGAUCAGGGCAUAUAAAUGUUGCAACCGUUUUAUACAAGAGUUCUUCCGCCGAAAUGACGAGAAUUCUACAUAUUACUUUGCCGCUAACACUGGCUCAAGAUGGAUCGCUAUGCGAAUCGAGUUCCUUGGUAACAUAAUACUUCUCGCUGCGAUAAUGAUCGCUAUCACGUCAGACACACUAAAUGGAGGCCAACUUGGUCUGUCAGUUACGUAUGCAGUCCAGAUAACAUUUUCCUUGAACACAGUAGUAUGGAGUGUUACAGAAAUGGAGAUGAAUGUUGUAUCGGCUGAACGAGUUAACGAAUUCUCCGAUCUUCCGUCUGAGGCUGAGUGGAAAGAAGACAAAGUCGUCCCGAGAAAAGACUGGCCAGCUACAGGUAACAUCAGCUACCGGAAGUAUUGUACCAGAUACAGGGCUGGACUCGACCUCGUAUUGAAGGGGAUAACAUUUAAUAUUCAAAACGGAGAAAAGAUCGGCGUGGUGGGACGGACUGGCGCGGGCAAAUCCUCCCUUACCUUGAGUUUAUUCCGUAUCAUAGAGGCAAGCGGUGGUUCCAUCUAUAUAGAUGGUGUGAAUAUUGCAAAUCUUGGGCUGCAUACACUCCGAAGAAAUAUUACAAUCCUUCCGCAGGAGCCGGUAUUGUUUUCAGGAUCAUUAAAAAUGAAUGUUGACCCUCUAAAUCAGUUCACAGAUGACGAGAUUUGGGGGGCCCUUGAAUGCGCACAUUUAAAAUCCUUUGCUGCCAAGCAACCCGAGGGUUUAUUGUACGAUUGUGGAGAAGCAGGACAGAAUUUUAGUGUUGGUCAGAGACAGCUCGUAUGCCUAGCGAGAACGUUACUCAACAAGACAAAAGUUUUGGUGCUAGACGAGGCGACGGCAGCUGUCGACUUAGAAACAGACAGUCUGAUUCAGCAGACGAUACGAACACAGUUCAGUGACUGCACUAUUUUUACCAUAGCUCAUAGGCUCAACACAAUCAUGGACUAUGACAGAGUGAUGGUACUUGACAAAGGCUUGAUUAAAGAAUUCGCAGCUCCUCGGGAACUCCUCAACGACAGAGAAGGUAUAUUUCACUCGAUGGCAAAGGAUGCUCGAUUGAUAUGAUUCAACAAAGCUGAUGCUCUCACAAAGUGACAUUUUAAUGUACGACGACGCAAAUGAAUGUGCACUUGUGAUUUUGACAUUUUCAUCAUUGUACAGAAUAGUAAAUAAAACAAAAUUUGAACUUUUAUAAUUCAUGUGAUUGCGUUAUUUCGGUGUAACGGGUAUGCUUUUCAAAAUGUCACGAAUGAAUUAAAAAUGUAAGUAUACAAUAAGUAUUGUAGUACAGAGAAGGUAAAAUUGGGAAAUAUCUACAGUCAAAAUUGUUAUUGAUUAGUCAAAAUUGUUAAUGAUUAUGCCAGUGGAGUUGAACUCUAUCAUCUAUUGAACAUGUUAGAGGACUAAUAGAUUUUCAUUCUAGCAUUGUAAGUGUAAGAAUUUUAAUUAAAGAAUUCGAAUUAUAUGUAAAAAAUAAGA